Molecule: messenger RNA, 1680 nt
Organism: Lodderomyces parapsilosis
Lineage: Eukaryota; Fungi; Ascomycota; Pichiomycetes; Serinales; Debaryomycetaceae
Exons: 1
Coding region: 1-1680 (559 amino acids)
Source: RefSeq, a predicted model, not a curated record
AUGCAAUCACCAACAUCAACCAAACUAUCGCCGAAUGAGUUCCCAUAUAGCCCGCUGCAACAAUAUGACGAUAGUGAGUCAGAUAGCGAUUUGUCACUUACUGAUUACAAAGAUCACUUGAUUCAACAGCAUCAGUCAAUAAUGCCGGAGUUCCAGAGGACCAGCUCAACAGCUAGCCUGCCGAUAUCUAAUGAAGUAGAGAAGAAACAUCAAGAUUUAGGAUCGAUAUAUUAUGGAGUAGCGAACAUUCAUGACACCACGGUAGUAACGCCAAAUACCAAAUUAUCUAGUCAGAGUACUAUACGAAGAAAACCACCUCCAGAUCUUGCCCUCAGUUCUCAAGAGCAAGGAGAGAACACUGAAUCUGCUAAAAGUGAAUACAAAGAGGAUAAAGCCCCAUCAAUUCUACAACCAGAUAGGAAAGCAAGUAGAAUGAAGCGGCUUUCAACUGGAAAAUUUAACAAUUGGGGAAAAAUGGUGAGCUCAUUGUCACGAUCAGCAAGUAUGAAAACAUUUGAAAGGCCUCAGACAGAAGGUCAUAAUUACAGGAAACCAUUGGACACUGAGCCUUUACCUCAAGCUCCCAUCUUUGAGUCCUCAAGCUCAAACCGCACAACUACAUCAACUUCACCUAUUCCCAUAGACAUAAUGCCCUUUUGGAAAUAUCAUAUUCUUCGGUUUGGAAAAGAUUUGUAUCUUACCACCAAUCCGGGAACUAAAUACAUUCACUGUCGUAAUGGUCCCAGCUUUUAUGUCGAGAUUUUGAUGGACCCAGUAAUCAAUCAGGGUAGUAAAAUGAGUGGUGAUGAAUAUACUUUGAUUUUCAAAGAUCCAGUCAACCUUUCACAAGACCCUAGACAAUGUAUGAUGAUUACAAAAAAAUAUGAUAAACUUCAAGGUUAUUUCAAAUUGAAAACACCAAAAAACACGUAUUUAGCUGAUGACGGAACAAUGCAAAAAUACGAAGACAUGACAUUAUUUAAGACUGUGUCGUUUCCACUGCAAAUUGUGCGAAAGCAUUUUCCCUACAAGGCAUUGCGUGAAGAAAAUGCACAAUUUCUUACCAACUAUGAAGUUAGAGAUUUGCAGAACAAGGUGUGGAAUGUUGGAUCGAUACCUAGGGUCAGAGUUAGUCGAAUUAAUAAAAUGAGACAAACUGUCAUGAACGCUAAUAGGUAUACAAACGAACAGAGUGAACAAGAGGAGCUUAAGUUAGUGGCCAAACGAAACAUCUAUUUCCAUCGCAAUUACGCCAAUAACGUACAAGACGAUCAAUCAGAGGCAGCUCUUAAAAACCUCCACGACUCGAAUGCCAAAUUUCCCCCUGUUUUGAGCAUGUUUCGUCCCAAUGAGAACAGAAUCACAAAGAGACUAGUCAAGUCUAUGAAGCAACAACAAAAAAAACGUCAUGCAUCAAGUGUUCAUAUGGCUAUUGAUGAUUUCGAAUCCAGUCAAAAUGAUACCAAAACUUUUUAUAAUGGAAGCGACGGACUAUAUUACCUGCAUGAUACUCGUGACGAUAAUCCUGACGAGAAUAAACUGGGAUGGCUAACUAUAUACGAGGACAUGGACAUUUUCGGAGGUGUGGAGAAUAGGGGUAUGUUUGACAUAGUACUUGGAAUGACAUUGGCUGUUGGGUUUGAUACAUAUUUGAAGAAUCAUAUGGCUAUGAAAAGAUAA